GUAUAAUUGCAGUCACAUGUCGCGACCAUUAUCAGGCAAUUCUGGUUCUCCUCAACUUGACUACUGAACCCUCAGAAAACACCGCAAUUCCGUUUCUUCAUCGCUGAAAAUGGAGCCAGUUGGGAUCAUUCUGCUCGUGCUUUUUCUCUUCAUCAUUAUCAUGGGUCCUUUAGCAUGCUUCAGAAUGAGCGUGCGGAGAGCGUCGGAGAAAGUUUUCAAUCCCCAACCUAAUCAACUGGACAAUGCGCGUCAAAAACUUAGCACCGUUACAACCUCAACGGCCAUUCCACAAGCGAAUCCCGAUCCCACCCCCGAUAUUGAAGCUCAGACUCCACUCUCCGGGUUCGGUGAAUGUCCCAUCUGCAUAGGUCCUCUUGUUCCGGAACCAGUACAUACCGUCAACGCUGACCCACGUCCGAUUCUCGAAAAAGUUUCAACGGUAACGUCUCACGAGACAACAAAUCAAACCAACCCCGGUCCAAGUGUGCAAACAACAGCCGAUGAAACCAAGGACGACAUCUUGACGAUGAAUACGUGCGGGCAUUCUUUUCAUUCAAAAUGCCUUUCUUCUUGGUUUUUGAUUGAACGAUAUGAUUGCCCUGUAUGCAGAGCGCCGUACUACAAAGGGAUACCACGUCGCGAAGGAGCUUUGAGCGUGACACCGUUCUGGUGAUAACCGCCACACUUGAUUGAUCACUAAUCUCAAGUUUAAAUUGGUCCAAGAUUGCUUUGCCAAGCCAAACAGCGUCUCAUUCAACUGUCAGAGCAUAGCUUGAUGACGCUUACAAGCAGCCUGCAGCAAUACGGAUUCCUGAUUAGUCCAGCCUCAGCCACAACAGUUACUUUUCAUCAUCUCGAUGCCGAAUAUUUGAAUGUUUCAGUUGUUUGGAACUUUUUCGAACGCUUCUACGGCCUCCUCCGAUUAAAUUCAUUGGCUGCGCUCAAUUUGUUCCGGAGUAUCUGCAGUCUUCCGUUGCUGGGUGGUUGAAGCGUCACAGCGGAGCAAAAGCUGGUGACAUAAUACGUACCGCCACCAUGGAUCGGCGAUCAUCCCGCCCACCCAAGUCUAGAUGACUUCAUCGCCAUCAACAAAGCCUGGAUCGAGGGA
This is a messenger RNA of Fusarium redolens, 1108 nucleotides long. RefSeq lists its product as uncharacterized. The transcript is spliced from 3 exons. The coding region runs from base 110 to 673 and encodes 187 amino acids. Lineage: Eukaryota; Fungi; Ascomycota; Sordariomycetes; Hypocreales; Nectriaceae. The record is from RefSeq and is a predicted model, not a curated record.